AGAUGCAGCAGCAGGAGUUAGCUCAGAUGCGACAACGAGACGCCAACCUCACGGCCCUCGCCGCCAUCGGACCACGCAAGAAACGCAAGCUGGACUCGCCAGGAGGAGCGUCAGCGGGCACAGAGGUGGCCUCAGGCUCGGGUGUCGGCUCCUCUGCGGCCGCCUCCUCCCGCCAGCAGCUCCGUCAGCGAAUCACGCGAGUUAACCUCAGGGACUUCAUUUUUUGUCUAGAGCAGGACCGCAGCACGGCUCGCUCGCUGAUGCUCUACAAGGCGCUGCUGAAAUGACUCAACAACGGAUCACAGACUGAUAACACGUCAGCUCCUCACGGUGUCCUUGCGUCCUCUGAGGUGUUUCUCUCUCAUCUUUCGGCGCUGCAGUACAUCUGUACCCUACUUCCUGGUCAUGUCUCUUUUUUAAUGGCAGGUGUUAGUUUCACAUUUCAGUUCUGUGUUGGUUCAAUAUUUCACCGAAGUAAUGACCGCGUCAAACCAGAACAUCUGAACUAAUCCGCGUGCCUUCAUUAAGUCCUAUUAACUCCUGUUCUGAGGUCAGAGGAUGCAGUGAAUCGUCACCAUGCCUCACUGUGUUUACGCCGCAGAUCAACAAACGGAGGCUGACGACGGUUUUAACGGAUGUGACCUGAACACAGCAGCUGAAUGAAAUGCUGCAGCUCGAUCGAUCGAUAUGUGAAACAUCAGAAAUGUCUGGUAUCAAACUGAAAACAUGAAUGAAUGAAGAGGUGCAGCUCUGAUUGGAUGAGGCCUCGCAGACUCUGUCAGGACGACUUGUUAUUGGUCAACGCUGAAUAUGCAGAGGUCAAAGUUUGCAAGGACGAACCUGACGUGAUCAGUUCUGGUGUGAUCAGGUCUUUAGACCAGUUUUUUUAAACUUUUUUUAUUCCUCGUCUCCACAUCUUCUUCCUGCUCCCUACAUUACCCACAGUGCACCUGGUCUGUUAGUGGCAGCUGACGCAUCCUGGGGGGGGGGGGUCUCAGAUGGUUCUUCCCUCUGAUUGGUACAAACUGGUUCAGUGAACGCAGCCUCUUCACACCUGGAAACACAGAGGAGGAAAACACCUGGAGCUGAACAUGUGACUAGGUCCCGAUGUGAUGUCACAGUGAUGUCAUAAUUCCAUCACUUAACACAUGGACCAACGUUUCAGAUCCUCUGUGGUCAUUCUGAACGCCGCGCUGCUCGAUCAUUUUGUUUUUAACCUUUUCAGAUGAUGGUCGGUCACAUGUUCACUGGUAAACUGGUGACGCGCCGUCGCACCAACAGUUGUUUUAAUGUUUGUGUGGAUACUCGACGUUAAAGGGACAGUUCAACAUUAUUUUGUCUUCACAUCUCUGCAGAACAAAUGUUUCUUAAACUGUUUCCUGUCUCCAGUCUUUAUGCUAAGCUAAGCUUGCUGUCUCUUGUCACAGUUAGCUUGCUGUUUGCUCACAGUUCCAUACUGUGCUAAGAUAAGCUAGCUGUUUACUUUUGUUUCCAGACUUAAUCCUAAACUAGCUAGCUGUCUCUUGUCUUUAUGUUAGCUAGCUGUUUGCUCACAGUUCGACACUGUGCUAAGAUAAGCUAGCUGUUUACUCUUGUUUCCAGACUUAAUGAUAAGCUAGCUAUUUCCUCCCCGAGCUUCAUGUUAGGACAUGAACGUGAACAUGUCUUGAAGAAACAGGAAGUUGACGUAAAUGUUGAACUGUUCGUUUAAGUCGAUUGAUUGACAGUGUUGGUCACAGGAAGUGUGUUCUUGUCCGAACAGGAAACAGACUCAGGCUGCGUUCAGGAAGAUGAAGAGCAACAGACUUCACUUCCAACGUUCUUCCUCCUCCUCUUCCUCACGUGUGAUACAUUUUUUUAUCUCAUCUCUGUUUUAACCACGUGGUGACAUGGUUCAUCAGUGUAACCAUAGAAACAGACCCACAGUUCAGUGAGGCGUUGAAUGAAUCAUGUGACAUGUAGUGAACCAAUCAGAGCUCCAGGUGGUGUGUUGAUAAGUCUCCAUCUGACGUCAGCGUGGACACAAUGUGACGUUCAAACGACGUGGACACUCGGCAGGAACGCGACACGUCAACCCCGAACUGUUGAUGAAUUUGUAGCUGACGAUGCAGUUUGUUAAUAAAGUUUUGAAGGGGGCGUGUCCAUGGAAGGUUUUUAACGCUUUAAAUGUCUUUUGGUUUCUUUGGUUUGUGUCGUGAAUUGUUGAAACUGAAGCUGUGUGUUCUGUAAGUCACUGUCGUCACGGCAACACACUCCUGGAAGGAGAAUUUUUGUGAGUAUUUAUAUUUCCUACAUUCUGUACUCGAUCCUGACGCAUUUCAGGAAAUGCAAUUUUACAGUCAUUUGUACCUUUGCAAAAAAAAUGAAAUAAAGAAAAUUAAGAGGAA
This is a messenger RNA of Paralichthys olivaceus (Japanese flounder), 2387 nucleotides long. The record is from RefSeq and is a predicted model, not a curated record. NCBI's taxonomy places the organism in Eukaryota, Metazoa, Chordata, Actinopteri, Pleuronectiformes, Paralichthyidae.